AUGAUUGACAAUCACCGAGGUUGGCACGAGAUGUUACCAUAUGUUUUGUUGGGUCAUCGAACGACUGUCAGAACGUCAAUUGGAGCUACUCCGUAUUUACUAGUAUACGAAACAGAAGCCGUCAUACCCGCCGAAGUUGAGAUACCGUCUUUGAGAAUUACCCAAGAAGCUGAGUUGAGUAAUGCUGAAUGGGUUAGCAAAAGAAUUGAUCAGUUCAGUUUGAUUGACGAUAAGAGAAUGGUUGCCGUUUGUCAUGGUCGGUUGUAUCGACAGAGAAUGAUUCGUGCUUUUCACAAGAGAGUAAGAGCCAGAAUUUUUGAAGUUGGUCAAUUGGUCCUUAAGCGUAUUUUUCCUCAUCAAGAUGAAUACAAGGGAAAAUUCACGCCAAAUUGGCAAUACAUGGUUCGCAAAGUAUUAUCUGGAGGUGCUUUGGUCCUCUCGGAGAUGGACGGAACCGCAUGGUCGAAACCCAUAAAAUCAGAUGCUGUCAAGACAUACGACAUGUGGAAUAACUCUGAUUCGCAGAGCUAUUUGGCAAGCACUGACUGCUUAUUUUCAUUGCCUUUUGACCCACUUGCUUUAGCGAUCACUUUCUGUAAUAGAAGGCUAAACGUUGCUAUAUGGAGUAUUGCCAAGCGUGCUUAG
Molecule: messenger RNA, 645 nt
Organism: Solanum pennellii
Lineage: Eukaryota; Viridiplantae; Streptophyta; Magnoliopsida; Solanales; Solanaceae
Exons: 2
Coding region: 1-645 (214 amino acids)
Molecular function (GO): nucleic acid binding
Source: RefSeq, a predicted model, not a curated record